Triticum urartu is the source of this 476-nucleotide messenger RNA. RefSeq lists its product as uncharacterized. The record is from RefSeq and is a predicted model, not a curated record. Lineage: Eukaryota; Viridiplantae; Streptophyta; Magnoliopsida; Poales; Poaceae.
AUCUCUCUCAGCAGUGGCAAACCAGUAAACAAGAAAGCUUGGGCGUAGGUCGCAGCUAGGCAGCGAGAAGAGGAGGAUAGCAUCGUCCACCAUGUGGCCGGAGAUGAAGGCGUGGGCCUCCAUGGCCGACGACCCGCUGAAGCGCGCCUCGUCGUCGGCGACGAGCCCGUCCAGCCCCAUGCGCCGCUUCAGCCCCACCACGAUGGCCGUCGGCGGCCUCCUCGCCGUCGGCACCGUCGGCUACUUCAUGUUCAUGGGCAAGGACGACAGGCAGCGCGAGCGCGACAGGCACAACGAGCGCCUGGCUCACCGCACCUGAGAAGCUGUUGCCGUCGCCGGAGUCCUUCGCCGUAGCUUACCAGUAACCACCGCAUGACAAUAAGAUCCCCCCCUUCUGGGUGUUGGUGUACAAAUCCCGUGUGCUCUGCUUCUCUGUACUCUUUUAUCAGUGGAACAUGCAUAGAUUUCACUGAGCA